Pestalotiopsis fici W106-1 is the source of this 2139-nucleotide messenger RNA. RefSeq lists its product as uncharacterized. The coding region runs from base 1 to 2139 and encodes 712 amino acids. The record is from RefSeq and is a predicted model, not a curated record. Lineage: Eukaryota; Fungi; Ascomycota; Sordariomycetes; Amphisphaeriales; Sporocadaceae. The transcript has a single exon.
AUGGCGACAGCAAACUUCACAGCCGAGGAUUGGAUCACGGAACCUCAGAAUAUGGGCAGGAAAUUCGAAUUUGCGCGUGCCGACGGAAAUCAGCCAGAUUUAUUGCUUCCAAUCACCAAGAUUCAAUCAUGGGCACCAGGCAAAGUCGCUGCUCGGCAAGCAAAACGCGGCCACGACCACAACGAUUUUUACCAGCCAAUUAUCGAUAAAGAUGAGUUCAGAGUCAUGGAGCUCAAGCCCGGAGUUGGUGAUGAGGACCUGCGGGGUGCCUUGCAUCACUGUUCAGUCGAGUUCGUGAGAACGCAAGAGGAUCUAUUUCUGCAUACACCGUACACUCCAGACGAUGAAAGGUAUACGCAACGAUUCGCCUUGUCAACGGACGACUAUAUCAAGCCCGUGCUAUAUACAGCGCUUAGCUAUACCUGGGGCAAGCCUGAUCCCAGCACCGACACCACGAUAGACUGUGAAGGGCACAAACUCAAGAUUACAAAAUCUCUCGCCACGGCCUUGAAGCAUUUUCGACAGAAAGACCACUCCAUAUUGCUCUGGGUCGAUCAAAUAUGCAUCAACCAGCUGGACAGUCAAGAAAAGAUUCAACAGAUCCCGCUCAUGAGUAGUAUUUAUCGAUAUGCAACGAAUACGUCCAUCUGGCUUGGGGAAGCAGAUUCGGGAUCUACUUUGGCGAUGCAGCUCCUGGAUGACCUGGGAACUCGCCUACAAUUCAGUGAAGCUAUUGACAUCAACCCUCGCGAAUUCGAGCGUAUGCAGCUCCCUCAGCCCGAAUCCAGACAAUGGCAAGAUCUGAUGAAUCUGCUCGGGAGACAAUGGUUCUCGCGUCUUUGGAUCAUUCAGGAAGUCAUUCUGUCCAGAGCUCCAUGGGUACUCUGCGGUGAUUACCAUGUGCACUGGAGUGUGAUUGAGAAUGGUUGCCAUCAGCUCACCACAUCUGGCAUGUCCAAUUGGUUGCAACGAAACUUGACUGUAGGUGGUAGUCACGCCGACACAUCGCAAGGCCGCAGAGAUCAUUUUGGGAGUAUCAUGGACCUGAGCCACGCAAAAUUCAGGUAUGACUCCUUAGCGCGAGGUCCCCGGCUCCUCAGUCUCCUCGUGUCAACACGCAACGCCGAGUGCUACGACGCUCGGGACAAGGUCUACGGCCUGUUGGGUAUUUGUGCCGACGACGAUGUAAAGUCUGUCGAAAUUAGCUACGCCGACAAUUGGCCAGUGGCAAAGCUCUACCAUGAUAUGACAGUCAAGCUAUUACGGUCGGGAGAAUCACUGAGCUCCUUCAUUUAUAGCGUCGAUCAUGAAAGUCCCGACUUGCCCUCCUGGGUGCCGGACUGGAGAGUGGCUCGUCAAACUACCGCCUUGGGAUACUCUUCUUUCAUGCUCAACGUCUACCAGGCAAGUGGCGAACUGCCGAGAAACAGGGAACCAGACUACAACUACACUAUCCUAGACGAGAACAACACUGAACUGCGAGUACGAGGUACUUUUGUCAACAAACUUGGCCAAAUUGGCGAUCACUUGUCCGACCCUGACAUCUCCUAUGUCAAUCCGUCCACCACCAACAAGACUCUUUUGAGUGCUUACAAGUUCGUUCAUUCGAACCUUGAGCAUUGUAGUGACUCAGUUCGGGAAGAAAUGUUUUCGACCUUUUGGCGCACUCUUGUAGCCAGUCAGGACGCGGACGGCAUGCGGCACUGUCCCGACUCGUUUGCAGAAAUCUUUAGCUUGCUUCUAGAUGAAUCGACGAAUCAAUCUCCCUCCCUGCCAGGACAGACGUAUUCGAAAAGACAAACGCUGCCAAAAGGCAGAGGAAAGCUCGAGUUGCAAAGCUUGGAAUCGCGAAAAGCGGGACAGACUUUCCAAGAAAUUCGAAAAGUCUUUAGACGCGUAUUGCGGAAUAGGCGUCUUGGUAUCCUAGGAAAUGGCCUCUUAGGCCUGUUUCCCAGACAUUGCAGGAGCGGGGACAUGGUGUAUGUGAUAUACGGAUGCAUUACUCCCGUCCUCCUGAGGCCCGUGGAGAAUGAGAAAGGAAAGUUUCAAUUAGUGGGAGAGUGCUAUGUUCAUGGCAUCAUGCGUGGAGAGUCGUUGAAUCCGACGCAAGACACCAUGGAAGAGAUCAUUCUAAAAUGA